This is a messenger RNA of Tilletiaria anomala UBC 951, 728 nucleotides long. RefSeq lists its product as uncharacterized. Lineage: Eukaryota; Fungi; Basidiomycota; Exobasidiomycetes; Georgefischeriales; Tilletiariaceae. The transcript has 5 exons. The record is from RefSeq and is a predicted model, not a curated record. The coding region runs from base 102 to 728 and encodes 208 amino acids.
UCUUCGUUCGCUCACUACCCGCAUUCCAUGCCAUUCCCUGCGUGUAAUUGGCUGCUUGCCGCUAAGAAUUAGUGACUUCGUCGCUCACGUGCACCACGUCCAUGGGCAAGCGCACACCGCACUCACUAAUGCUCAGCAGCAAGCAACAAGACCUGAUCAUUCCAAUAGAACCGAGCCGCAAGAUUCUGGAAGCGGCGGGCGUAGUCGAAGGCGAGACCCGUGUGGGUCAGGAGAGAUUCUUAUCUCUAGCAAUGUUCUUGGGGUCGCCAAAGCGCUUGGGCAGCUCCUCGAUGAAGCCUUCCCAAAUCUCGAAGAAGGUGCUGGGCGUCCGGGGCUACCUUGGGGUCAUCAAGGUAGGCGCGGGCCCCGUGAACUGUGGUGCCGUCCAGAAUCGUGGACGCCUGUCGGGACUGCUGUAUCGAGGUGUUGGUGGCAGUUUUCUGGGGGCCCAGCAGGAGUGUCGAGAUGGUGAUGUGGUUGGCCGCAGUGGAGGCACGGUUGUGCUUGUAACGGUGGCGUCGAUUUCCAUGGACACUACCUGCAAAGAGACAGAAACCAGGGCGAAGCGAGGCGUGCGUGGGCUGUGCCGCGCGCAGUCUGAACGUGGGGCGAGGAAGCCCAAAAGUUACGUGGCGUCAGCAGCGCGGUUGCCAUCAGACCUCGCGGACGUGCCUUGCUGGCGAUGCUCCUCCGGCGCCACGGAGAACUUGAGUCUGUCGUCAAGAUAG